GGGCACAGCAGGGACAGCUGACAUACUCACAAAGAACACAGGGCAGGAAUUGCUUUAAAAUAUCUCAGCAAAGCUGGAGCUGAGUCACUGCUGCUAGAGAGGUCAGAAAGAAAUGAUCCUCUCCACUCCAAGGACAGCCAGACAUCCAUAAACUAUCCAGAAGGAUCUGAUAUACAGCCAGCUUAAAGGAAUCAGCCUGCCUUAGGAAGAUUUGCAGCUUGUUCUGGGUCUGUCACUCUGGGAUAGACGAUCACACUAAGUCAUUUAAAAUUCCACAUUUAAGAAACCUUUCUUUUUUUUUCUUGGAAAACAAAAAUAUCUCUGGGAUCAGAAGCAUUUUUUCUCCUUUUUUAAUUGUAAAGACUAAUUGCAGUUCCCAAAGGACCUAUGAUAUUUUAGCUGAAUUUCUCCUCCUUUCAAGGAAAGAAUUGAUUUUAACCCAGUAUUUGAAAUUGAAGAAGGACCCCCCCACCCAUGCACCUGCACAGUCCUUCCCUCAUGGCAGAUGGAAACUUCUCUCUUUCUGGACAUUUGGUCAGGAGUCCAGGAGGAAACACUUCCAGACUCCACAGCAUAGAAGCCAUCUUGGGAUUUUCUAAAGAGGACAGUGUCCUGAGCCCAUUCCAGACAGAGGGCAGUCUCAGGAAUGGCAAGGAAGCAGAGACUAGGACUUCUAAGCACUGUCUGCACAAAAUGUCAGAGGAGAUACAGCCCCAGCAGAGUGAUCUGGAGGACAGACAUGAUGAUGGCUAUGGGGGUAAGAACUGAACUUUGUUAGAAACUAGAUAGACAGACAGAGAUCAGAUUAACUUUAAUAAGGGGUAUUUAUCCAAUUAUCGGAAAGAAAAAAAAAUAACUGCAGAUAAUAUGUCAGUAAAAAAAUAGUUUUUAGGAGUAUACUGAGAUAAAUAUGCUGAUAAAUAGACUGACAGAUCAUGGAGUGAGAUAUCUCAUUGAAUUAAAGUUUACCUACCUCUAUGGUCGUAUUACAGCUCAUUCAUUAUUUCAAGGAUUAAACUAAACAUUUAUGAACAUCAUCAGGAUUCUAAUAGAUUCACAAAUAACAUGUUUUAGGCAGGGGGUAGGGAAUUGAAGAAUUUAGAUUUAAUUUAAUUCAACUUAAUUUUUCUCCAGCAGGUAGGUUGCGAAUUUAUAAUUUCCGCACAAUUCACUUUGAAUAGAUUCUUUAAUCCGUUAACUGCCGAAUAUGAGUCUCUUUGCGGUUCCUUUUGCAGUUAAGGCAUCACAUUAAAGGAAGUUCCCUUCUCAUGUAAACAUUGCGUUUCCUUUUCUGUAGACUCCUACUGUACCAAAGGGUCCAGUGAGUGCCUGAGCCCCUGCCUAUCGGCCUCUAACAGCAGUGAUACCAAUAAACUUUCUGAUGAUGAACAGCCCAAGAAGAAGCAUAGGAGAAACCGGACCACCUUUACCACCUACCAGCUCCAUGAACUGGAGAGAGCUUUCGAGAAGUCCCAUUACCCUGAUGUCUACAGCCGGGAAGAACUGGCUAUGAAAGUCAACCUCCCUGAAGUGAGGGUGCAGGUCAGUAAUAUCUUCAGCAAAGGGUCUUUCCGAAUGAGCACACGGUUUAUUGUAAGGGAGACAACUUUUCAUGACAGGUUUUGGGUACACCAAGUUUAUUAUAAGGGCCCACCCUUCAAUGAGGGAGCUUGCUUGCACCCAAUUUAUUAUACGGUGAUAAUUCUUCAAUGCUCCCAGUUUAUUAUAAGGGGACCAUUCUUCAAUGAGGGAGCUUGCAUGCACCCAGUUUAUUAUAAGGGGACCAUUCUUCAAUGAGGGAGCUUGCAUGCACCCAGUUUAUUAUAAGGGGACCAUUCUUCAAUGAGGGAGCUUGCAUGCACCAAGUUUAUUAUAAGGGCCCACCCUUCAAUGAGGGAGCUUGCAUGCACACAGUUUAUUAUAAGGGGAUCAUUCUUCAAUGAGGGAGCUUGCAUGCACACAGUUUAUUAUAAGGGGACCAUUCUUCAAUGAGGGAGCUUGCAUGCACACAGUUUAUUAUAAGGGGACCAUUCUUCAAUGAGGGAGCUUGCAUGCACACAGUUUAUUAUAAGGGGACCAUUCUUCAAUGAGGGAGCUUGCAUGCACCCAGUUUAUUAUAAGGGGACCAUUCUUCAAUGAGGGAGCUUGCAUGCACCCAGUAUAUUAUAAGGGGACCUACCCUUCAGUGAGAGGCUUUUUUGCUACUACUUUAUUUAUAAAUAUUUCCUUCUCACCAGCUAAUUACAAUUAUUAUUAAGGAAAUGAGGAAUAACACAAUAACGCCAACUACAGUCAUAAUUAAAGUUUUAAAUAAUACAAAUGUUUAAUUCAUGGAGUGACAUUAGAAUUAACAAACUGAGAUCGAUUGCAUGUUUAAUAACCACGUACAAUGUACAACAUUAACACGGAAUAAAUAAUAUUAAUAAUAUAUAAUAAUAAUUAAUAAUAAAUAAAUACUAUAUAUAUAACUUUCCAUGAUGGUUCAUUUUCGAUCUUGCUGUAGAUUGUUAUGUAGGAAUAAUUUACAGAUAUUGUGGAAAGUUAAUGCAAUAAAAACACUAAUUUUUUUUUAUUUAUUUAAUUUAAUAUUGUUGAAUUAUUCUCCUAAAUGUGAAAGACAGCAUUACAUCUAAUAACUGAACACUGACUUGUAGUAAACUGGAAAUUAAGUUGUAAACUCCUGGACUAAAGUAGCUGAAACGGGAACAUUCUCAAAUUCAGAUAUGAUUUGAUUAUUAUUAAUUAUUUUUUUCGUUUCUUAGUCCAGCCUUAAUGUUGAGUUAGAUAACAAUUAAAAUACUUUGACUUUUUCCAAAUUCAGGCAGUUCAACUUUCUUUUUACUUACUCCGUUUGGCUGAGGCUGAGAAAAAAAUGUUUCAAUCUCAGCUACUUCCACAGCUUGGAUAUUUAAACUUACAUUUUUAAUGUGGAUAUUAGUGAAUAGCCUUAUAUUAUGUAGAAUCAAUCAAACUACUAAGUGAUUUGUUAACCACACAAUGAAUAGAUACCUGGAUUUGAAAAACCAAAGUCAAAAUAAGGACGCUCAUCAGGUUUGGAGAAUUUUUCCCCCCCAAUUCUAAUAUUUUAACACAUUAUUUGUAAAUUGGCCAAAUCACCUUAAAUGGAUGCUUAGUGAAUACGAUUCAUUGCUAGACAGGAUACCACUUAAUUCUAGCAAUUCUGAUGGGUAAUGCUAUGCAUUAUGUCAUAACAUUAUCCAUAAAUUAAGUCCAUCAGAUCAGUCCCAAUUCAGAGGCAUUGCCGUGAUAACAGGCAGACUGACACCAGGCACAUCCUGAUUGCCAUUAGAACGUUGAGCAUUGUGGAUGUUCUAACUUCUCCUGAUAUUUACUAACAUUAGCUUAGUGAAUAUUUAGACACUAUAAUUAUACUGUACUGGUAAUACAAAUAGUGCUCACAUUAAUCCAGGACAAACCAUUAGAAGAUACAAAAAUAAAACAAUGUUACAUUGUGACUUUCCACCAAACCGUUUAUUUCACUAUUGGUUAAUGACAAUACAUGACAUAUUACAAUAUCUUUAGACCGGUAUAUACCGCAUAUUUUAAUACAGGUCUGUUGGUGUCCGCAGCAUUCUAUGGGGUAUAUUCACUAAACGGUGAUUUAUAUUGAUUUUGCAAAAUAAAUGAAUGUUACAUUAAAUAUAGAAUCGCCUGUACGAUUUGGCUAUUUUAGAAUAGAUUUCAUGUCUCCAGACCUCGCCUUGCUGUUAGUUGAUAUAAAGUUUCAUAGAGUUGUCUCACGUAGCUAUAUAUUUAUUUAGUAAUUGUUACCGGUUUGAUAGAGAGACAGACAGACAGACAGACAUAGAUAGAUAGAUAGAGAGAGAGAGAGAGAGAGAGAGAGAGAGAGAUAGAUAGACAGACAGACAGAUAGAGAGAGAGAGAGAGAGAGAGAGAGAGAGAGAGACAGACAGACAGAUAGAUAGAUAGAUAGAUAGAUAGAUAGAUAGAUAGAUAGAUAGAUAGAUAGAUAGAUAGAUAUUAACAGUUUGACUGGUUUAUCCACUAAAGUGAGCAUUCAAAGUGAAUUCAAAGUGAAUUUCAAAAUUCAGCAAUGUUUUCAGCUCGGCUUCUCUGGCCUUAGAUUUGAAAUCUCACUUUAAUAAAUAAAGCUGUAAAUUGGUGAACUUUGUUAAUUGGAAUAAUUAAAGCAAUGCUAAUUGUCUAGUCUCGCUUGUGAGAAAUCACUGCCGUUGCCACUUGCUAGGUGCUGUGUGAGAGUACUUGUAUAGUGAUUUAUUGAAUAUUACUGGAUUAUCACAUGUUUGUGUCUGGUGCUGUAUGGAUUUUCUUGAGAUAUACAUUUAUGGGGAUUAUUCGUUUUGGGCAAUAUGGGAUGGGACAAUUUGCCAUACUCAGGGUAUAGAUUGAGGGGGUGUAUUUAUUUUAGGACUUGGAUAUGCCAGAUACAACAUUAGCAUUUGCCAUAUAAAUUGAGGGCAUUUACUAUAGGCUAGUAUUGAGAAUCUAUAGUAUGCAUGCAGGCUGUGAUUAGUUUAUCUUAUAUAGUGUAUCUAUAUACUGUAUAUAGAGUGUAUAUUUACUAUAUAUAGUGCGUACAGUUACUGUAUAUAGUGUGUAUAUUUACUAUAUAUAAUGUGUACAGUUGCUAUAUAUAGAGUGUAUAUUUACUAUAUAUAAUGUGUACAGUUGCUAUAUAUAGAGUGUAUAUUUACUGUAUAGAGAGUAUAUAUUUAUAUAUAGAAUGUAUGCUUACUACAAAAAGUGUGUAUAUUCACUAUAUAUAGAGUGUAUAUUUACUAUAUAUAGUGUGUAUAUUUACUAUAUAGUGAGGGUAUAUUUACUAUAUAUAGAGUGUAUACUAUAUAUAGUGUGUAUAUUUACCAUAUAUAGAGUGUAUAUUUACUAUAUAGUGAGUGUACAUUUACUGUAUAUCGUGUGUAUAUUUACUUUAUAUCGUGUGUAUAUGUACUAUACAUAGCGAGUGUACAUUUACUGUAUAUAGUGUGUAUAUUUACUAUAUAAAUUGUGUAUAUUUACUACAUAGUGAGUGUAUAUACUAUAUAUAGUGUGUAUAUUUACUAUAUAGUAAGUGUAUAUUUACUGUAUAUAGUGUGUAUAUUUACUAUAUAUAGAGUGUAUAUUUACUAUAUAUAGUGUGUAUAUUUACUGUAUAUAGAGUGUAUAUUUACUACAUAUUGAGUGUAUAUGUACUAUAUAUAGUGUGUAUAUUUACUUUAUAUAGUGUGUAUAUUUACUAUAUAGUGUGUAUAUUUCCUGUAUAUAGUGUGUAUAUUUACUAUAUAUAGUGUGUACAUUUACUGUAUAUAGUGUGUAUAUUUACUGUAUAUAGAGGGUAUAUUUACUACAUAGUGAGUGUAUAUUUACUAGAUAUAGUGUGUAUAUUUACUGUAUAUAGUGUGUAUUGUUACUAUAUAUAGAGUGUAUAUUUACUAUAUAGUGAGUGUAUAUUUACUAUAUAGUGUGUAUAUUUACUGUAUAUAGUGUGUAUAUUUACUAUAUAUAGAGUGUAUAUUUACUAAAUAGUGAGUGUAUAUUUACUAUAUAUAGUGUAUAUAUUUACUAUAUAGUGAGUGUAUAUUUACUGUAUGUAGUGUGUAUAUUUACUAUAUAGUGAGUGUAUAUUUACUAUAUAUAGAGUGUAUAUUUACUAUAUAUAGUGUGUGUAUUUAUUAUAUAUAGUGUUAACAUUUACUAUAUAGUGAGUGUACAUUUACUGUUUAUAGUGUGUACAUUUACUGUAUAUAGUGUGUAUAUUUACUAUAUAUAGUGUGUGUGUAUAUAUAUUAUGUAUAAUGUGUAUAUUUACCAUAUAUAGAGUGUAUAUUUACUAUACAUAGUGAGUGUACAUUUACUGUAUAUAGUGUGUAUAUUUACUAUACAUAGUGUGUAGUGAGUGUAUAUUUACUAUAUUUACUAUAUAGAGAGUGUAUAUUUACUAUAUAUAGUGUAUAUAUUUACUAUAUAGUGAGUGUAUAUUUACUAUAAAUAGUGUGUAUAUUUACUGUAUAUAGUGUGUAUAUUUACUAUAUAGAGAGUGUAUAUUUACUAUAUAUAGUGUAUAUAUUUACUAUAUAGUGAGUGUAUAUUUACUAUAAAUAGUGUGUAUAUUUACUGUAUAUAGUGUGUAUAUUUACUAUAUAGAGAGUGUAUAUUUACUAUAUAUAGUGUAUAUAUUUACUAUAUAGUGAGUGUAUAUUUACUAUAAAUAGUGUGUAUAUUUACUGUAUAUAGUGUGUAUAUUUACUAUAUAGUGUGUAUAUUUCCUGAUAUAGUGUGUAUAUUUACUAUAUAUAGUGUGUACAUUUACUGUAUAUAUAGUGUGUAUAUUUACUGUAUACAGUGUAUAUAUUUACUAUAUAGUGAGUGUAUAUUUACUGUAUAUAGUGUAUAUAUUUACUAUAUAGUGAGUGUAACUACUGUAUUAAGAGUGUAUAAUUACUAUAUAUAGUGUGUAUAUUUACUGUAUAUAGUGUGUAUUUUUACUAUAUAUAGAGUGUAUAUAUUUACUAUAUAGUGAGUGUAUAUUUACUGUAUAUAGUGUGUAUAUUUACUGUAUAGUGAGUGUAUAUUUACUGUAUACAGUGUAUAUAUUUACUAUAUGAUGAGUGUAUAUUUACUAUAUAGUGAGUGUAUAUUUACUAUAUAUAGUGUGUAUAUUUACUGUAUAGAGAGUGUAUAUUUACUGUAUAUAGUGUGUAUAUUUACUAUAUAGUGAAUGUAUAUUUACUGUAUAUAGUGUGUAUAUUUACUAUAUGCAGGGUAUGUUUCGUUUCCCUUAUACAGAGUCGUGGUAUAGUAUAUGGAGAGUGUGUAUUUAACAGAUGCAGUCUGUGUAUUUCCCAUAAACAGGCUGGGUAUUUAUUUACCAUUGAUCAUGUACAGGGUGUGUAUUUACCAUUGAUCAUGUACAGGGUGUGUAUUUACAAUUGAUCAUGUACAGGGUGGUGAGUGCAUUUACCAGAUGGCUGAGUAUAGCCAAGACUUUUACUGGAUUAUUUACUGAAGUGAGAAUUUAAAGUGAAUGUUAAAUUUUAGACCUAAGUAGCCAAACUAGAAGCAUACCUGACUUAGCGAAUUUAUCCAGUUCGGCUAUUUUGUCCUUACAUUUGAAAUUGACUUUGAAUUCCCACUUUGGUGAUUAACCCUGUUCGUUUUUUUGUUGAUUUACAAAAGAAAGUUUCUAAAGUUGUAAAUGGCAGGAGCCAUUUUUGGGGAAAUAUGUUUGGAGCAAUGUGGACCCAGACUUUUGGAAGAAAUUAAUUAAAUUUAUUAUGUGGCUUAUCUGAAAUGACCCUCAUUGGUUGCAAAAUACCAAAAUUAACCCUCAAUAGGACUCUAUCACAUGAAAGUAUUUUGCAAAAACAGAAUCAUUUUAUCAUUUAAAUAAUUCAUAAUGACAGUGUUGGACUACAACACAAAUGCUGACACAACCAAAGGAUAUCAUAAGACAAAGUACAGACUACUUUGUCUUAUGAUAAUUUUCAAGCUUGACAAAACAUGAUAAAUAUCAGCCACUUGCAAGUUGCAACGGCGCUGGAAAAAGCUAUUUUUUCACACAUUGUGCAGAAAAGUCCAUGGUGUUGUGGAAUCUUCCAUAAACCUCUGUAUUGCACUUUUGUGCAUGCAUGGCAGACAGUACAGAAGUGAUGAAAACUCUAUGAGUCUAAAACAGAACUAACACAAAGAUGGUGCAGCCAAUGACAAGGAGUUUCAGGUAAAUAUAUCUCCCUAGAGAUUCUUUCGUGGACCACUGCUCAACCAGCGAGCAUGUCAAAACCCUGAAAAUGACAUUGUAUCCAAUGCAAGAAUUCAUUUCCAAACAAAUCUCGAAAUGUUUUCUGAAUAAAUUAAUAGUCUCACUGGCUUCCCAAGCCAACAAGCAAACAGUUAAUGUGAUUAAUCAAAGGAAAAUUAAAGAACAUCCCCUUAUUAACAAGGGUUGCUCAUCAAAAUGUAACUACCAAUCCCUCACACACAGUGAAUCGAAUUCCAAGCAGAUGGCCAUUAAAAUGUCAUAUUGAGUGUUAUAAAGAUCUAAUUAAACAUCCCCACAUACAAUGAGCUGCUGGCUGUGGGUAAAGUUAUAGAUUUAGAGACUAAAAAUUAUUCUUAAAGGAUCACUAUAGGGUCAGGAACACAAACUUGUGUUCUUUACCCUAUAGUGUUAAAAUCACCAUCUAGCCCCCCUGGACCCCUCAUGCCUCCAUAAAUAUAGUAAAUAUCUUACUGUAUUCAAGCCUGAAGCUGCUGGCUCUGCCCUGUCUGCCUCAGAAAAACAAGCAGUCUGCUGACAUCAUCAGAAGUGAUAGCCUGAUCCAAUCACAAUGCUUCUUCAUAGGAUUGGCUGAGACUGACAAGGAGGCAGAUCAGGGGCAGAGCCAGCAUGAUUCAAACACAGCCCUGGCCAAUCAGCAUCUUCUCACUGAGAUGAAUUGAAUUAAUGAAUCUCUAUGAGGAAAGUUCAGUCUGCAUGCAGAGGGAGGAUAUACUGAAUGUGUGGUUGCAUUUUAGGCAGCCAUGACCCAGGAAGGACCUGUAACAGCCAUCUGAGGAGUUGCCAGUGAAGUUAUCCCUGGGCUGUAAUGUAGACACUGCAUUUUCUCUGAAAAGACAGUGUUUACAGCAAAAAGCCUGAAGGUAAUGAUUCUACUCACCAGAACAAAUUCAAUAAGCUGUAGUUGUUCUGGUGACUAUAGUGUCCCUUUAACCCCUUAAGGACACAUGACAUGUGUGACAUGUCAUGAUUCCCUUUUAUUCCAGAAGUUUGGUCCUUAAGGGGUUAAAUUGCUUUCUGACUGGUGUCACUAUCUCGAAUAGAGGUGCCCAGAAAGUUAGAUCAAGUUAGACCCGAUCUAGAGGCACAAAUACUAUUCAAAUGAUUUAUCCGUGGAAGUCACCAUAAACAUCUAUGGACAUUUUUGUAGUUAAAUUAUUAGAAUGUUUUUUUUGUAAGAGAUUAAAAUUAUUUCUGAUGCUGAUUCAUACAAAAGAAAUCAAGGCCAUUGUGGUACUGUUGCAACUUGCAACCUGAGAAGACAUUUCAGUUUUAUGAUUAAUAUGCUUACUGUGUAUGUCUCAGCUUCCUCAAGUUUAUUAGGAUUUAAGAUGGCAGAGCAGAGAAUCCUUCAUUCCUAUUAUUUGCAAGUUUGUUGUGCAAUUGCCAUAAAAAGGGAUUCCUCUCCCUCAAAUUUGUUGUCAAUUUGGAAUUCAGUGAAAAGUUGGCCAAAAGUUGAAAGCCUUUAUAUUCUUCUUGCAAUUACUAAAUCCACGGUGUCAGGUGAAACACAUGAGAGUUUACUGCUAAUUCUUCAUACUUAUCUAAUUUCUCUUUUUUCCCCUAAGGAAGAAUGUAGAUCAUUAAUUCUUCCCUUCAUUAGGACUGGAGUUUCUAGGUUUUUGUCCUGUCAAUUUUUCCACUAUUGCACUUGCCGGCUUUCAUCUUAGAACACAGCCAUCUGGUUAACACCGCUGGUUGGAUUGGUGAAGAGCCAUUUCAUUACUCUAUUGACUAUUGUCAAGUGAGCCCUUUCAGUUCUCUGUAAUUUUUUUUAUUUUCGUAGCCAGCACGAAAUCUCUAUGAAGUGACUAUUUGGGACCAAUCGUGGAGACUAUCUAAGAAUACCAUUAGUCAUAUCCCUUUGUGUCAAAUUUGUGGAUUUUUGAUAACUGUUAUCUUGAGAAGGCACAUCUGGACCUAAUUUUUAAUACCUAUAUUAAUGAUAUCAUGAUCCAUGCCUAGUUUCCUUUGGUUUUAUCUAAGUAAUAAACGCUACUAAGGAAACACCCAAAACACACAAAUAAACCUGCAUUUAGGAGUUACUAGUACAAAACAUGUCUACAGUUGAAAAGUUCUGGUACUCUUAUACUAUAUUAGACAUACAUGUCUGUUUCUAUUCCUGUGAUUCAAUGAGACUCAUAUCUAUUUUUUUGUUAUUCAGGUGUGGUUUCAGAACAGAAGAGCUAAAUGGAGAAGGCAGGAGAAGUUGGAGGUGACCUCGAUGAAAUUACAAGAUUCACCCAUCCUUUCCUUUAAUAGAUCCCCUCAGUCCUCUGGCCUAAGUGCAAUCAGCAGCAGUCUACCACUGGACUCUUGGCUUACAUCACCAAUGUCCAACACAACCCCAUUACAAAGCCUCCCAGGGUUUGUUACAACCCCACAAAGCCUACCAGGCAGUUACACACCUCCCCCCUUCAUGAACACUGCACCAGUGGGACAUGCCUUACAACCAUUAGGAGCCAUGGGACCACCUCCACCUUACCAAUGCGGAAGCAACUUUCUGGACAAAUAUCAGAUGGAAGAAAUAGACCCUAGAAAUACCAGCAUAGCUGCCCUCAGAAUGAAAGCUAAAGAACACAUCCAGUCUAUUGGCAAGCCUUGGCAAACCAUAUGAAGGUGGUGAUGGGUAGCUAGCUAGCUCAUUUUGAGAUCUUCUACCCUGUGUCAAUGUACAUAGAACAUCAUUUUGGGGAGAUAUUCCCAUCCAACAAGGUGCCAAGCAAGGACAACCAAACUAUAUACCCAGAAGACUGGAACUUUGAAAACUAGAGUGAAGAUCGAUUAUUUCUCAUGUGUUCAAAAAACUUACAGUAUACAUUCUUGCUUCUAAAGAAUACAAUUUUCAUGUUUACACACAUAACCCGUUACUGACUCCACUGCUUAUUAAAUUAAAUCAAUGUAAAUCAUCUAAUUAGCAAAUGGGAAUUUGGUAAGAACUUGAAGUCAGUGAUUCUUCGUAUAUUUAUGUCCGUUUAGAUUUGCAACAUUACUGUGUAGAAGCAGACAUCUUUCUAUAAAGAAAGUAUUGAUGUGAUUAUUUUCUGUUUCGUCUCCAUGAAAGUUGAUUGUUACUAUUUUACAUUUUUACUUUAUCUCCCUCUCAACUCAAUUUGGGGUUGAUGUUAAAUCCCAUUCUUUUCAACAUUUUGUAGAAAUCAAAUCUGGAUUAACAUAGGGGCUAACGGAGCUGCAGCUCCUGACCCAUGCUCACUGAGUACUGACAUUGAGACUGACUAAAAAAAAAUACAUAUAUUUUUAGUUUAAUUACUCUAAACAUUCUCUUACCCUACUGUGCUGUUCAGAGGAAUUGAAGUGUGUGGACUUAGAAGGCAUACAAAAUCUAUUCUGUACUGGCUGAUCAUAAAAUAGUCAACUUAAAGUCGAAAGUGCUCUGUGCAACUCUACUUUCACAUGCAGUAUGCAUUUGCUUAAAAACACAACCUGCAACUGUCACUUUUGCUUUUUAAUUUUCAAAAAUAAUAAUCUUUGCUAUUUUAACAGAAUGUUUUAUAUUAAUCACAGCAAGUAUAAAUAAAUUUAACAGAAGACUAUUUUUGUAUGAUCUGUACCCAUAAUAGAAUUAACUUAAUAAGAAAAUAAAUAUGGUCUAUAUUGGCAACCAAUUAGCGGUCAACUUUUGUGCAUCAGCUAGGCUUGCAAGUUCACCAAGAUUAUAUGUCUUUUACGGCAACAAUGCCCCCUUAUCAGACACUGGCCACCCAGUGCUUCACCAACACACCCUUGUCAUAGUCAUACGCUUUCACAUAUCAAGUUCUUGAGGAAAAUUGGUAGAAAUUAGAUUUACUCUGGUGGGCCUGACAAGUAGAACAUUAUAGAAAUAUUUUUUUUUAUUUUUUUUAAAACAGGAGUCUCACCAUAUUCAUGACCCUUGGGUGGUAUGUCUGUUUUAGCAUUUUCUGCCUGUAAGAUUUUCUAAUUAGACCCAUCAUUAGUACCAUGGACUGGAAUUUCUAUAUCUGUCAGUAUCCCAAUAUAAUUUACAUGCACCCAUCCCAUGAAUCAACAUCAGCAGUGCCCUGCUCAUCUUAUAUAUGUGUAUUUUUUUACCUCUGUAAUAAACAAAGCAGAUCACUAGACAUGUUCACAAAUAAACAAUGUGUAUUUAUUUAGCAACCUGUUAUCAGUCUCUACAUCAGGGUGACAGAACUGAUAUGAUAAAACAAUAUUCUAC
Messenger RNA from Pelobates cultripes (western spadefoot toad), 11975 nucleotides. The record is from the annotation of a GenBank genome assembly. NCBI's taxonomy places the organism in Eukaryota, Metazoa, Chordata, Amphibia, Anura, Pelobatidae.